Messenger RNA from Anisakis simplex (herring worm), 609 nucleotides. Lineage: Eukaryota; Metazoa; Nematoda; Chromadorea; Rhabditida; Anisakidae. The record is from the annotation of a GenBank genome assembly.
GAGUCGCAGAGUGGUUUUGUCUGCGGAGUCGCAGAGUGGUUUUGUCUGCGGAGUCGCAGAGUGGUUUUGUGUGCGGAGUCGCAGAGUGGUCGUGCAUUGGCGGUUGGUUUUGCCUGCGUGGGCGGGGCCGCAGAGCGGUUUCGUGGGCGGAGUCGCAGAGCGGUUUUGCGACCGGUGAAUUCGCUGCUCUCAUGGCGUGCCUGGAUCCCACUGAGCCGGAUCACGUUCUGUGCCUACUUGAUCCACCCGAUCCUAUUGCAGAUCUAUAAUUUAAGUCGACCGCAUCCAUUUCACUUCACGACAGUCUAUCAAAUGUUUUAUCUGUUCGCUGUGGCCGUGACAAUGGCGUAUUUCGUUGGUUUCCUGCUGAGUCUGGCCGUCGAAGUGCCUAUCUCCAACGUGGAGACGCUGGCCAUCAACACGGUGACGGGCAAAAUUGGCGGUCGCCCGAAAUCGGCAGCACAAUAUCCGCCAAUCUCCGAAAAACCCGGCAAGAACGACAUAGUAGAGACGUGUGCAGACGAUGCGGAUGCGCGGAAUGGAGCUGCAGGAUUGGAGAGGGUCGAAUUGAAGUUAUUGUUGAGCGAUGCGAGUAGAAAUGUUAAUUGA